This is a messenger RNA of Owenia fusiformis, 1621 nucleotides long. Lineage: Eukaryota; Metazoa; Annelida; Polychaeta; Sabellida; Oweniidae. The record is from the annotation of a GenBank genome assembly.
CAACAAUAAUUAAUAAAGACCACGACAAACCGAUCCUGGCUUAGACUGUUGGCUACUGUUGAACUGAUGUUUGGAAUUUCUCGUCUCUAAAAAGAGGUUCUGCGAAUGACCGACUGUAAGCGCGUAAAGUAAUUCAGUAGUGUUUUACAAUUUUAAAAUGUCUGAAACACUGGCUGUUAAAGUCGUUCAAGGAAUAGCAUUCGGAGUAAUCACUUGCGUCUCUGUGUUUGGGAAUUCGCUGGUCAUCAUAGCAGUUUACAAGAACUCAAAUUUCAGGAACGCUUACAAUUUUUACAUCGUUUCGCUAGCAAUAUCCGAUUUAUUAGUUUCAGUGUUGGUUUUACCACCAAAUGCUAUAUUCACAUUGCAAGAAAAGUGGAUCCUUGGCCCAUUCCUAUGCCAGCUAUGGAUGAUGUUGGAUGUGAUGUUCUGUACGGCUUCAAUUCUCAAUCUUUGCGCCAUUAGUAUCGAUAGACUUCGGGCUGUCGUCACACCCAUCAGCUAUACCACUCACAAGUGGAGUGUGGGUGUCAUCAUUUCUCUCUCUAUCGUUUGGAUCACGUCGUUGAUAAUUGGGCUGUUGCCGAUUAUCAUCUGGACAGACACUGUCGUCAGUCGACUAAAUGAGACUGAAAUAUGUGAACUUCCAGUAGAUCCCAUUUUCGCAACAGUAUCUUCAACCUUCUCGUUUUUUGUUCCGUGUAUUUUAAUUAUCAUCUGUUAUAUUGUGAUUUUGUCGGCACUUAAGAAACGAUUAACGGAGAAAAUGUCCAAGAUUGGACCCACUGGCAUUACCGAGGAUGCUACCACCAACGUAGUUGACGUUGACAAAGAGGGUGUGACAACGGUGAGUGGAAAGGUUGCGACAAAUGUGUCACUCGACGACUCUUCAACUCAGGAGCAAAAUGCCGGGGGAACGACAAAAAACAUGAAAACAAAAGAUGCACCUAAAACGAACAAUUCACAGAUACAAGCUGUUUACAAGCGCGAAAUGAAAACAAUGAAGACACUAGGUAUAGUUUUGGCUGUUUUUAUCAUUUGUUGGAUGCCAUUCUUUGUUUGCAACGUCAUCAACUCAGUGAGUGGACCUGUCAAUAUGAACCUAUUCAUAGUUGUCAUCUGGAUGGGGUAUAUCAAUUCAAUGAUCAACCCUAUCAUAUACAGCUUGAAGAACAAGGAAUAUAGGAAAGCAUUUAAAAGCAUAUUACGAUGUGGAUAAAAAUUAAACUGACGAGUAAGAAACAACUAAUUUAAUUAAGAAAGUAUUGUCCCUUGGGACGUCCCUGUAUAUAGUGGACCUCAAUGUGUAAUGCUUUUAAGACGCAUUUAGUACUCACGGACGAGUAGAAACAAAGGACGAUAAGUAUUCGAGGACGAAUAAUAAAAAAGGACGACGAGUACUCGAUGACGAUUAAUAGUGUCAAACGGUUAUGCUCAAGGACGAUCUGUACUCAAGUACGCUUGAUAAUGAUUGAUGAACUCACUGUUCGAAAACAUUAAACAUUUUAGUUUCACGUUUGCACGUUUGUCUUUGGUAUUGUUCCUGUGCAAGAAUAUCACGUUCCAUGUUGAAACCUUUAUAAUGUAGACGUUCUUUAAAUAUAGAACUGCUUACAAUAUC